GUCCCGACGUCCCGCCUUUCUCUCUCGGGCCACGACCACGCCAGACGAAACAACAUGUGGCUCACGGAUGCGCAAAAAAUCGGCGUCGCGCUGACGUCCUUCGGGGGGCUAUUCAUGCUCCUUGGCGUCAUCCUCUUCUUCGACGGCGCGCUCCUCGCGCUCGGAAACAUUCUGUUCCUCUCCGGGCUCACCCUCAUCAUCGGGCCCUCCAAGACGUUCUACUUCUUCGCGCGGAAACAGAAGCUGCGGGGCACCGUGUGCUUCAUCGGCGGCAUCCUCCUCGUGUUCUUCAAAUGGCCGUUCAUUGGGGUCAUCGUCGAGACGUUCGGGUUCCUCAACCUCUUCGGGGACUUCUUCCCGGUCAUUCUGACGUUCCUGCGACAAUUACCGGGUAUCGGGCACGUACUCGCCCUCCCCUACGUUCGCGACGUAGCAGACCGGAUGGCGGGCUCGCGGACCUCUGCUGUAUGAUGAGCGCAUAUAUUCCAGUUUCCAUUCAG
Messenger RNA from Trametes versicolor FP-101664 SS1, 500 nucleotides. Its product is annotated as Got1-domain-containing protein. Gene Ontology annotation, biological process: endoplasmic reticulum to Golgi vesicle-mediated transport; retrograde transport, endosome to Golgi. Lineage: Eukaryota; Fungi; Basidiomycota; Agaricomycetes; Polyporales; Polyporaceae. The transcript is spliced from 5 exons. The coding region runs from base 55 to 471 and encodes 138 amino acids. The record is from RefSeq and is a predicted model, not a curated record. Gene Ontology annotation, cellular component: endoplasmic reticulum; Golgi membrane; COPII-coated ER to Golgi transport vesicle.